AUGGACAGUACCCAACUCACCACCUACCAUAGUAAUGGACAGUCCACCACCUCAUCACCUACCACUACUAAUAGACAUUCCACCACAUCACCACCUACUACUACUAACAGAGAUUCCAACACAACAUCUUCUAACACUACUAAUAGACUUUCCACCACCACACCAACUACCACUACUAAUGGACAGUCCCCCAACUCACCACCUACCACUAGUAAUGGACAGGCCACCAUCUCACCACCUACCACUACUAAUGGAAAGUCCACCACCUCACCACAUACCACCACUAAUGGACAGUCCACCCCCUCACCACUUACCUCUACCAAUGGACAGUCCACCACCUCACCACCUACCACUACUAAUGGACAGUCCACCACCUCACCACCUACCACUACUAAUAGACAGUCCACCACCUCACGACCUACCAAUACUAAUGGACAGUCCACCACCUCACCAACUAUCACUACUAUUAGACAGUCCACCACCACACCACCUACCACUACUAACGGACAGUCCACCACCACACCACCUACCACUACUAAUGGACAGUCCACCACAACAACACCACCUACCACUACUAAUGGACAGUCCACCACCCCACUACCUACCACUUCUAAUAGACAGUCCACCACCACACCACCUACCAUUACUAACGGACAUUCCACCAACACAACAUCUACCACUACUAAUGGACAGUCCACCACCUCACCACCUACCACUACUAAUAGUCAGUCCACUACCUCACUUCCUACCACUACUAAUGGACAGUCCACCACCUCACCACCUAACACUACUAAUGGACAGUCCACCACCUCACCACCUACCACUAAUAAUGGACAGUCCACGACACCACCACCUACCACUACUAACGGACAGUCCACCAACACUACAUCUACCACUACUAAUGGACAGUCCACCACCUCACCACCUACCACUACUAAUGGACAGUCCACCAACUCACCACCUACCACUACUAACGGACAGUCCACCACCACACCACCUACCACUACUAACGGACAGUCCACCACCUCACCACCUACCACUACUAAUGGACAGUCCACCACCCCACUACCUACCACUUCUAAUAGACAGUCCACCAUCACACCACCUACCACUACUAACGGACAGUCCACCAACACAACAUCUACCACUACUAAUGGUCAGUCCACCACCUCACCACCUACCACUACUAAUAGUCAGUCCACCACCUCACUACCUACCACUACUAAUGGACAGUCCACCACCUCACCAACUAUCACUACUAUUAGACAGUCCACCCCCACACCACCUACCACUACUAACGGACAGUCCACCAACACAACAUCUACCACUACUAAUGGUCAGUCCACCACCUCACCACCUACCACUACUAAUAGUCAGUCCACCAACUCACUACCUACCACUACUAAUGGACAGUCCACAACCACACCACCUACCACUACUAAUGGACAGUCCACCACAACACCACCUACCACUACUAAUGGACAGUCCACCACCUCACCACCUACCACUACUAAUAGACAGUCCACCACCCCACUACCUACCACUUCUAAUAGACAGUCCACCACCACACCACCUACCAUUACUAACGGACAGUCCACCAACACAACAUCUACCACUACUAAUGGACAGUCCACCACCUCACCACCUACCACUACUAAUAGUCAGUCCACCACCUCACUACCUACCACUUCUAAUGGACAGUCCACCACCUCACCACCUAACACUACUAAUGGACAGUCCACCACCUCACCACCUACCACUAAUAAUGGACAGUCCACGACACCACCACCUACCACUACUAACGGACAGUCCACCAACACUACAUCUACCACUACUAAUGGACAGUCCACCACCUCACCUCCUACCACUACUAAUGGACAGUCCACCACCUCACCACCUACCACUACUAAUGGACAGGCCACCACCUCACCACCUACCACUACUAAUGGAGAGUCCCCCACCUCACCACCUACCUCUACUAAUGGACAGUCCACUACCACACCACCUACCACUACUAAUGGACAGUCCACCACCACACCACCUACCACUACUAAUGGACAGUCCCCCACCUCACCACCUACCACUACUAAUGGUCAGUCCACCACCACACCACCUACCACUACUAAUGGACAAUCCACCACCACACCACCUAAUACUGCAAAUGGACAGUCCCCCUAACUCACCACCUACCACUAGUUAAUGGACAGUCCACCACCUCACCACCUACCACUACUAAUGGACGGUCCACCACCUCACCACCUACCACUACUAAUGGACAAUCCACCACCACACCACCUAAUACUGCAAAUGGACAGUCCCCUAACUCACCACCUACCACUAGUAAUGGACAGUCCACCACCUCACCACCUACCACUACUAAUGGACAGUCCACCACCUCACCUCCUACCACUACUAAUGGACGGUCCAACACCUCACCACCUACCACUACUAAUGGACAGUCCACCACCUCACCACCUACCACUACUAAUGGACAGUCCACCACCUCACCUCCUACCACUACUAAUGGACGGUCCACCACCUCACCACCUACCACUACUAAUGGACAGUCCACCAACUCACCACCUACCACUACUAACGGACAGUCCACCACCACACCACCUACCACUACUAACGGACAGUCCACCACCUCACCACCUACCACUACUAAUGGACAGUCCACCACCCCACUACCUACCACUUCUAAUAGACAGUCCACCAUCACACCACCUACCACUACUAACGGACAGUCCCCCAACACAACAUCUACCACUACUAAUGGACAGUCCACCACCUCACCACCUACCACUACUAAUAGUCAGUCCACCACCUCACUACCUACCACUUCUAAUGGACAGUCCACCACCUCACCACCUACCACUACUAAUGGAGAGUCCCCCACCUCACCACCUACCUCUACUAAUGGACAGUCCACUACCACACCACCUACCACGACUAAUGGACAGUCCACCACCACACCACCUACCACUACUAAUGCACAAUCGACCACCACACCACCUAAUACUGCAAAUGGACAGUCCCCUAACUCACCACCUACCACUAGUAAUGGACAGUCCACCACCUCACCACCUACCACUACUAAUGGACGGUCCACCACCUCACCACCUACCACUACUAAUGGACAGUCCACCACCUCACCACCUACCACUACUAAUGGACAGUCCACCACCUCACCUCCUACCACUACUAAUGGACGGUCCACCACCUCACCACCUACCACUACUAAUGGACAGUCCACCAACUCACCACCUACCACUACUAACGGACAGUCCACCACCACACCACCUACCACUACUAACGGACAGUCCACCACCUCAUCACCUACCACUACUAAUGGACAGUCCACCACCCCACUACCGACCACUUCUAAUAGACAGUCCACCACCACACCACCUACCACUACUAACGGACAGUCCACCAACACAACAUCUACCAGUACUAAUGGACAGUCCACCACCUCACCACCUACCACUAGUAAUAGUCAGUCCACCACCUCACUACCUACCACUUCUAAUGGACAGUCCACCACCUCACCACCUAACACUACUAAUGGACAGUCCACCACCUCACCACCUACCACUAAUAAUGGACAGUCCACGACACCACCACCUACCACUACUAACGGACAGUCCACCAACACAACAUCUACCACUACUAAUGGACAGUCCACCACCUCACCACCUACCACUACUAAUGGACGGUCCACCACCUCACCACCUACCACUACUAAUGGACAGUCCACCAACUCACCACCUACCACUACUAAUGGACAGUCCACCACCCCACUACCUACCACUUCUAAUAGACAGUCCACCAUCACACCACCUACCACUACUAACGGACAGUCCACCAACACAACAUCUACCACUACUAAAGGACAGUCCACCACCUCACCACCUACCACUACUAAUAGUCAGUCCACCACCUCACUACCUACCACUUCUAAUGGACAGUCCACCACCUCACCACCUACCACUACUAAUAGACAGUCCACCACCCCACUACCUACAACUUCUAAUAGACAGUCCACCACCACACCACCUACCAUUACUAACGGACAGUCCACCAACACAACAUCUACCACUACUAAUGGACAGUCCACCACCUCACCACCUACCACUACUAAUAGUCAGUCCACCACCUCACUACCUACCGCUUCUAAUGGACAGUCCACCACCUCACCACCUAACACUACUAAUGGACAGUCCACCACCUCACCACCUACCACUAAUAAUGGACAGUCCACGACACCACCACCUACCACUACUAACGGACAGUCCACCAACACUACAUCUACCACUACUAUUGGACAGUCCACCACCUCACCUCCUACCACUACUAAUGGACAGUCCACCACCUCACCACCUACCACUACUAAUGGACAGUCCACCACCUCACCACCUACCACUACUAAUGGAGAGUCCCCCACCUCACCACCUACCUCAACUAAUGGACAGUCCACUUACCACACCACCUACCACUACUAA
This is a messenger RNA of Coregonus sp. 'balchen', 4505 nucleotides long. The record is from the annotation of a GenBank genome assembly. NCBI's taxonomy places the organism in Eukaryota, Metazoa, Chordata, Actinopteri, Salmoniformes, Salmonidae.